This is a messenger RNA of Prunus mume (Japanese apricot), 1066 nucleotides long. RefSeq lists its product as uncharacterized. The record is from RefSeq and is a predicted model, not a curated record. Lineage: Eukaryota; Viridiplantae; Streptophyta; Magnoliopsida; Rosales; Rosaceae.
CAAAUACAAACACAUCAAAUAGUUGGGGUGUACCGUCUAUGGGUUGGGUUUCGAGAAAGAUUACAAAUUCUGAAUUUUUAUAAUAUUUGUAGGUGAAAGGGUGCAAAGCGGAAUUGUGGAUAGAGUCGGAAACAAUUAAAAAAACGAAAAAACAAAGUUUGGCUGCGCAACGCAACCACGCGGUUUCAUUUAUUUUCCUUUUUUAUUUUUAUUUUGCAUCUAUCUCCUCUUCUCUUCCUCCCCCCUGACUCAGGUAAUUGGUGCUUCCAUGGACGAGGUGAUCACGGCCGCUGAUGCCUCAUCGAAUGGAUCUACAUCAUCACAGACCUCCAUCAUUCCCUCUAAUCUUCCUCUCCUCUCUGCCUUCCUCUCCUUCGCUCUCGCUCAGUUUCUCAAGCUUUUCACCACCUGGUACAAAGAGAAAAGAUGGGACUCUAGAAGGAUGCUUGGGUCAGGAGGAAUGCCCUCGUCGCAUUCAGCUACUGUGACAGCUCUGGCAGUUGCUAUUGGUUUCCAGGAAGGAACUGGAGGAUCGGCGUUUGCCAUUGCAGUGGUUUUGGCAUGUGUUGUCAUGUAUGAUGCUACUGGUGUAAGACUCCAUGCUGGCCGUCAAGCUGAAUUAUUAAAUCAAAUAGUAUGUGAGCUACCUCCAGAACACCCAGUUUCUAGUGUUAGACCUCUACGCGAUUCACUUGGUCAUACUCCAUUGCAGGUUCUUGCAGGUGCAAUGUUGGGAUGUAUAGUAGCUUCCCUCAUGAGAAGUUCCAGUUAGCUAGCAGAUGGUUAAUUAGAUUAUUAUCUGACUUAGAGAGUGAAUCACGGGCUCUAAAGGUCAUUGCAAGCAUUUCCACAGAAGAUUUCUCAACAAUUCCCCCCACACCACCCACCCCCCAACCCCCCGCGGGCGGGGUCAACAGUGAAAAAAAUGGACCUAAAAAAAGUAUGGCAAGUUUGUAAUCAGAAUUUAACUGUAAAAACGUAAAAAAGUGUGUUCUAAUGCCUUUGAACACUUGGCUAUAUGAUUGCUAAUCCCAAGUACAUAAAGAUGAUUGUGUUUUUAUUAUUA